UCGGUUUCGAACAAAUCUAAAUUCCAAAUUUUCCAGCCUGGCUGAGAUAUGCUCUUUGCUCUACCCACUGGCGGCCAACUGUUGACGUAACUGCUCCACUGCUAACCCUAAAGAAAAAGAAUGGCAUCUGGAAUCGAGCUGAGCCGCGAGUGCCGGCAGGUCUUCGAGCAGAUUCGCAAGCUGAAGCAGCAUCGCUACGCGGUGUUCGUCAUCCAGGACGAGCUGGAGAUCAAGGUGGAGUAUCUGGGAGUGCGGGAGGCGACCUACGAUGACUUCCUCGCGGAUCUGCGACGUUCGGGGGCGAAUCAGUGCCGCUUUGCCGUCUACGAUUAUGCGUAUCAGCAUCAGUGCCAGGGCACCUCGUCCACCUGCCUGAAGGAGAAGCUCUUCCUGAUGCUCUGGUGCCCCACGCUGGCCAAGGUCAAGGACAAGAUGCUCUAUUCGAGCACCUUUGCGGUGCUGAAGCGGGAGUUCGCGGGCGUCCAGAAGUGCAUCCAGGCCACCGAACUGGACGAGGCCUGUCGCAAUGCCGUCGAGGAGCAGCUGCGCUCGCUGGACAGGGAAUAGAUGUCCUUCUGGUUUACCCCAUACUUAUCAUCCGCCUCCUUGAAAUACAGUAAGGCCCAUUUAAAA
Messenger RNA from Drosophila takahashii, 633 nucleotides. Its product is annotated as cofilin/actin-depolymerizing factor homolog. Gene Ontology annotation, cellular component: cytoplasm; actin cytoskeleton; actin cortical patch. NCBI's taxonomy places the organism in Eukaryota, Metazoa, Arthropoda, Insecta, Diptera, Drosophilidae. Gene Ontology annotation, molecular function: actin filament binding. Gene Ontology annotation, biological process: actin filament severing; actin filament fragmentation. The record is from RefSeq and is a predicted model, not a curated record.